AUGGCAACCAACAAGUUUGCAAGCAUGUUGCACAGGAACACUCCCAUGUUGAUUGUAAUUCUAGUCUAUGCUGUUCUUGAAUGGAUUUUGAUAAUACUCCUCCUCCUCGACUCUUUGCUCAGUUACUUGAUCAACAAAUAUGCCAACUACUUCGGCCUGAAACCACCUUGUCCGUUGUGUACUCCUAGAAUCGAACGCGUCCUGGAACAAGGCAAGAGCUCAAACAACUCUUACACAGAUGUUGUAUGUGAGAGCCAUGCCACUCAGAUAUCCAACAUGUUUCGCCGUCCUUGUUCCGAACCUUCUUGCGGUUCUUUGGAGUAUGUGCGGAAAGGGAAUUCAGCUGUAGAAGCUGUGGAUGAUGGAAGCAAUGGAGGUAAGUAUCAAAGCGCAAACAAACCUGAAAGCCUGUCAACUCACAGUUACAAUGGCUAUGAGUUGGAGACAACGAAUGAAGAACAUGAGGACGAUAGAGUGGCAGACGAGCAACAACUUACAUCGGAUGUUUGCAGUUCUAGCUUCAGAGGCAUUGCAGUGGAAGAUUGUCAAAGGUCUAGAUCAAUAUUGCUAUGUCAGGAAAAUGAUGCAGAUAAAGAUAACAAAGGAGGUUCUCUUGACAUUGCGCGGUCAGAUUCUAACAGCACGAAACUUGUCCAUCAAUCUUCCGAUGCUAGUGCUACCAGCAUUCAAUGUUGCUUUGAAGAAGAUUACUCUCUUGAAAUCAUCCCCCUAUCUUCCGAGAAUGGUUUGAUCUGUGCUCACAAUCAUCGGUUGAUUCCCGUUGAGUUGAUUGAUUUUUCAACUACAGUAGACCAAGUAACCCGCAAUGUAAAAGAGGAGGAGGUGAGAGAGCAUGAUCAUAAAGGAGUAAAUUUCGCCUCUGAGUCGAACAUCGGAUCUGAACCUCAACUCUCUGGAGAACCAUCAUUAGUACUUGUCACAAACGAGAGUGCAGUUAACACAAGUAAUGGAGAAGUCGAAAGCUUAGAUACGUCCAGGGGUUUUACUGAUAACUCUUCUGACGUAGACGCGGAAGAGGUAAAACAAGAUUUGGUUUGCAAGCCAUGUGACGAAGUUGUCACUGCUCCAGGAGCUCAAACAUUAUUUGUUCGAAUUGAAGAACCCGAUAAGAAAGAACGAAAUGAUCCACCAGCAUCUGAAGAAGAAAGUAUUUUUGCAAACACAGAAGAGUAUGACCGUGCAAGUGAUCACCCUCGGGCUCAAGAAGGUUCUUCUUCUCCGUGCUUUGAAAUUCCCAAUGUACCUGAUACAUUCUCGGCUCAGAGUGAUUACGGUACAAGGCAUACUGAAGCAGCUACACCGCAAGAGGAAACAAGUAUGCCUGAAAAGGCUCAAGAACGAGGGGAAGAGAAGAUUCCUGACUCAACAACAUCUGUAAACAGUCUUUGUUCCUUGCACAAGAAACCAGAUGAUAAAAUAGAGUCGGCAGUAGAAGAGUAUUUGGAUGGAAGUGUGGUGAGCGAGACAGAAGAGAGGGAUCCUUUUACAACCAUUGGACGGCUCAAAGAAGCGCUGACCGCUGAGCGUAAAUCUCUAAGUUCUUUAUAUGCAGAACUAGAGGAAGAGAGGAGUGCAUCUGCAAUUGCCGCCAACCAGACUAUGGCUAUGAUAACAAGGCUUCAAGAAGAGAAGGCAGCAAUGCAAAUGGAGGCAUUGCAAUACCAGAGGAUGAUGGAAGAACAAUCCGAGUACGACCAGGACGCCUUACAACUUCUGAAUGAUCUGAUGAACAAGAAGGAGAAGGAAAAGCAAGAACUAGAGAGAGAAUUGGAAAUAUAUCAAAAGAAAGUCCAAGAUUAUGAGGAAAAAGAGAAGGCAAGGACCAUGAGCAGAAUUAAAUAUGGAAGUAUAAGAAGUAGGAAUUCUUCUGCUUCUUGCAGCCAGUCGUGGGAUAGUGAUGCGCUAUCGAUUGAUCUUAAUGUUGAAGUUAGGGACGAAGAAAGCGGCUUCGGUGGCCAUCAAGAAAGCAAUGACAAAAACAAUACCACAGACGAUGCAGAUCUGAGUUUGGAAGAUUUGGCUCUGGAUUGUGUUAAAAAUAUGAGUGUUCUUGAUGAAUCGCUAGCAGGAUUCGAGGAAGAGAGGCUGUCCAUUCUGGAUCAGCUCAAAGCCUUGGAGGAGAAGCUAAUCACAUUGGGUGCAAAUGAGGAAUUAGCCGAGGACUUUAAGCUAGUUGAGCAUUCCCCAACGUGCAGCCUCAAAUACUCCGAAGAGAAUCAUGAUGUUAGCAGUCCAGAAGAAAAUGGGAUAGAUAGACAUCAUCCCGAGGAAAAGACAUUGGAUUCCAUGGCAAAGAGGCUUCUUCCGCUUUUGGAUGCAACUGACGAUGAAACCGAAGAAGGGUUAACUCAUGAAGAACACGCUGAUCAAUCAGAAUCAAUUGAAAUGAUGCGGAGCUCAAUUACCAAUUUCGAACUGAAUGAUGGAAAAAUAGCCAUUGAAGAGGAGGUGGAUCAUGUUUAUGAGAGGCUACAAGCUCUUGAAGCAGACAGGGAGUUUCUCAAGCACUGCAUGAGCUCCAUACAGAAGGGAGACAAAGGGGUGGAUCUUCUCCAAGAGAUUUUGCAACAUCUGCGGGAUCUGAGGGUUGUUGAACUCCGCGUCAAGAACAUGAAUGAUCCCGAGGGCGAUGAAGUUGCAGUUGAAUGAUACCAGGGGAAUCCAAUUAAGAGAUGGCACAAAGAUGUUUUUAUGCUUCUUCCGCUUCUAGAUUACCAUCUCUCUUUGC
This is a messenger RNA of Pyrus x bretschneideri (Chinese white pear), 2749 nucleotides long. RefSeq names its product myosin-binding protein 2. Gene Ontology annotation, molecular function: myosin binding. Bases 1 to 2670 code for a protein of 889 amino acids. The record is from RefSeq and is a predicted model, not a curated record. The transcript has 4 exons. Lineage: Eukaryota; Viridiplantae; Streptophyta; Magnoliopsida; Rosales; Rosaceae.